CCAUAUCCUCAACCCUAACCUUUUUUAUGAGAUUCAAUUCAAAAGCCGCCAUUUUCCCUCUUCUCUAGCUCUACCUUUAACUUUUAACCCUUGCUAACAAUUAAGGCUUUUCAUCAAAUUUUCAUUUAAAUUUCUAUAUACAUGAACAAACUCAAACAAUAUGAACGUGUUUUCAACCACUUUGACUCCAACGGCGACGGGAGAAUAUCCUCAUGCGAGUUGCAACAGUGCGUGGGAGCAAUAGGAGGCGAGCUUUCGAAAGCUGAGGCUGAGGCGGUGAUGGAGUACUUAGAUUCAGACGGAGAUGGGUUGUUGGGGUUAGAUGACUUUGUUAAGUUGGUUGAAGAAGGUGAAGAAGAAGACAAAGUUAAAGAUUUGAGAGAGGCUUUUAAGAUGUAUCAUGAAAUGGACGGUUCUGAUUGUAUUACUCCAAAAAGUCUUAAGAAAAUGCUUAGUAGACUCGGUGAGUCUAAGACCGUUGACGAGUGUAAAAUUAUGAUUUCUAGAUUUGAUCUCGAUGGGGAUGGUGUUCUCAAUUUUGAUGAGUUUAAGGUUAUGAUGUUGUGAUUAUUAAACUGUGACGUAGUAGUAAUUAAGUACGUAAUGCAUAUGAUAUGUACGUAAUGCAUAUGAUAUAUGAUGUAAUUCAUUCAUUUUUAUUAUAUUAGAAUUAAUAUUCAUUAUUAAUAAUAAUAUAUUUUUUAUGUCUU
Molecule: messenger RNA, 710 nt
Organism: Cannabis sativa
Lineage: Eukaryota; Viridiplantae; Streptophyta; Magnoliopsida; Rosales; Cannabaceae
Product: calcium-binding protein CML38
Exons: 1
Coding region: 142-567 (141 amino acids)
Molecular function (GO): calcium ion binding; enzyme regulator activity
Source: RefSeq, a predicted model, not a curated record